GAUGCCCAUUGUGAUGUCAUAUGAAGUCACAGCCUUGAGGCAGAAAACUCUGGCUGAGAAGAGCAUGGGAUUGAGAAAUGGCACCAAUUUGGGGGAUGGACGUCCCACUGCCAUCAGAUAUCAGCCUUCUAUUAUUGUUUGUUUUUUUUAUUUGGGGGCUUUGGACACUGUUUUCCAGGAAUCGGAGCUGGAAGCAGGUGGCAGCCAAGAUAAACUCAGAGACUUCAAAGCAGCAUAGAUUGAAAAAGAUCCAGAAGUUAACAGGUCAGAGAGAUCCUAUCCUUUACUCUUCAGCUCAAGAUCCACAGUGGGAAGAAAACCUCAGGAUGGCUUGCACUGAAGCUAACCUGACAUGUGUUUCAGAACUCCAUGUGGGCUGGACCCAGGAAUAUGUACUCUGGUCAAUGGAGCGGAGCCUUCAACAGAUCUUCCGAUACCUAGAAAGCGCAAGAUCAAGGCUUAUGGAACAGGAUUUGCCUGAAUCACAGGAUAUGAUUUCUUCCUCUACCACCUCUGUUCUUGUGGCUCAGAAGACUGUUCUAUGCUGUUGUGACUAUAAGAAAGCAAAACAUUCUACUGACCACAGCAUCUCCUUUAGUUCAUCAUGCAAUGACUCCAGUCUGUCUCAUCUUCCUGUCUUUUCUGAAGGAACAACUUGGGAAUUCCGGAGCCAUAGUUUACCUAUUUCCCACAAAAAGCAAUCCUCUGUGUUCGGGAACCAAGGCACAACCCUGCCUCUUUUUCAGCUCUCAGAGCCCCAGAAAUCAAAACUUUUUCAGAAUUUGGCAGAUCUUUCACCCUUACAACCUCAGAGCUCUUUUAUCAACUCUAUUUCUGAACCCCUAAAUAUCUGCAAACAAAAAAGGAAAAAAAAUGAUGACAGAAUGAGCAAGAGUCAUUUGACAUCAGAUCAUGAGCCAAAUUCUGUUUCCAAGGAGAGACCACGACUUCCAAGGUGGGCUACAUUCAAGCUCUCUCCUUCAGUUAGAAGGGAGCUAGAAGAACAUAUGUCUCAGAAGGUUUUUGCUUUGCGGCAACAAACAGCACCUUUACCUUUGAGGAAAUCAUGGGCAAUGCUGAAUUAUAUAACUGAAGUACAAGGAGGAGUUGCUGAAUCAGAGAAACCCCAAACUCAGUUAUCUAUGCCCAUUCAUCAAAACACUGAGCAAAAUAUCAACAACAAAUCCUCAGACCUUCCAUCAUUUCAGCUCCAUGUGAAUGCUGGAGUGGGAUCUGGAUCAAAUAGCACAGAAACAAAACUUUCACAGUCACUUAUCUCAGAUAAGCAGUUACAACCUGGGGAUGGCCCCCAAAUCCUUGGAUUCAAGCCUUUAGUUACAUCAAUGGGCAGUCUACCUCCAAGAAGUUUAGAACUUAAUGUAAUUCAAGAGGAAACUCCUUUACUGAAGAAUGAUCCAAAACAUGUGCUAGAGCUUAGUAUAGAGGAGAGGGUCAUAGGUUUUCCAGAAAAAAGGAUACAGCAGCACAAGACACAAGUGACUAAUGUGGAGUUGACCCCAAGGCUAUCAUAUCAAGUCAAAGAUAGCCUAAAGGUAACUCCAUUGGCACUACUUCGGGUCAUGGAUUCAAUGGGGAUGAUCCCAGAAUCACAUUCAGAAUUUGCGGGUUUGUUCCCACAGCUGCCAAGUCAAGUUGUGAAACCAAUGGAAACCAUGGAAACAGUGAGCAUAACCCCCAAACCACCAAAUCAAGUCAUUCAAUCAAUGGAGGCAGCCCCAAGGUCUCAGCACCAAGUUAUGGAAUCAGAGACGGUGGCCACAAGAUUACUGAAUCAAGUCACAGAUAAUAAGAAAGUAACUCCUGUAGCACUGCUUCAAGUUAUGGAUUCUAUGGGGAUGAUUAACAAAUCACAUCCAUGUAUAGAAUCAGUGGGAACGACUCCAACACCACGAUAUCAAGUCAUAGAGUCAGUGAAAAUGAACACAUUGUUGAACCAUCAAGCCACAAAACCAGAAAAGAUGAAUCUAAGGCCACAACAUGCAGUUACGGAAACUGUGGAAAUGAUGCCAGGGCCACAGCAUAAAGUCAUGGAAUCUGCGGGCAUGACCUCAGGGUCACAAAGUCAAGUCAUGGAACAAGGAAAGGCUACUCCAGGGCUAAUAUGUCAAGACACAAAAUCACUGGAAAUGAUCUCAGCACCAUUACAUCAAGUCAUGGGUUACGUGAAAGGAAUUCCAGUGGCACUAUUACAAGCCAUGGAUUUCAGGGGGAUAAUUCCACCAGCACAGCCACAUGUUAUAGAAUCUGGGGGCUUGACCCCAAGUUCACAGUUGCAAGGUAGGAGAUCUGUUCAUCUGGUCCUACCACCAGAGUUUCAAGAUAUAAACACUGUGGAGCUGACCCUAAGACCGCCAACGGAAGAUACAAAAUCUGCGGAGUUGGCCCCAAAGCCAUGGUUACACGAUGUCAGAUCUGAGAAGGUAGCCCCAGUACUAUUGCUUGAAGAUGUGAAAACUCCUCAAAUGGUGGAAUGUAGGAGGUCAAUUCCUGAGACACAGGUGCAAGGUAUGAAAUAUGGGGAAUUGAACAAAGGGACACAAUUUAAGGAAGUAAAAGCUGCAGAGAUGAGCCCCAAACAAAAUCAUGAAGCCACAGAGCCUGAAAGAUUGACCCCAUGGCAUCAAGCCUCAGAAUCUUUAGAGAUGAUCUCUGGACCAGGAUAUCAAGGAAAAGAAGCAAAGUUGACCUCUGACAACUGUCACCAAGUGGGAAAAUCUAUUGGGUUGACACAACCAUCUUUAGGAACUAGCCCAGGGCCACUGAGCCAAACUUCAGAAUCUGUGGAGAUGAGCUCAGUGUCAUUCCAAGACAUUCUCAAGACAAUGCACCAACUUGGAAAAGCAAUGGGGGAAACUCCAGUAUCACAACACACAACAAAAGAAUCUCUGGAUUUGAUACCAGGAUCAGAAAUGCAAAGUGUGAAAUCAGAGGGGGUGACCACAGAGCCACAGCCCCAUGAUAUGAAGUUUGUUUACUGCAAUCUAGGGCCAUGUUCAGAAGUUACUGAGUUGUCAGAGAUACCCCCCAUGUCAGAAUAUAAAGAAACUGUGGGGUUGGCAUUGCCUCAAGUUGAUAAGACCCAGGGGGUCAUCCCAGUACCACCACAUUCAGAAACACGAUUUUUGGAGUUGACUCUAGGACCAGGCACUCAAUAUGAGAAAUCAGAGCCACUACUGCAAAAUUUGAAAUCUAUGGAGUUAACCAGUGAGUCAUCUCCAUUAUUGAUAGGAUCUAAAAAGUUAAUUACAGAACAAAAACCACAUGUUAUGGACCUGACCCCAGGGCCACAGCUCCAGGGAGAGAAGUCUAAGCAGCUGGAUCUAGAGUCACAGUUGCAAGAUAUGAAACACAUGAAUUUAAUCCAACAGUCAACUACAGGAGUGGUAGAAUCUGAGGAGAUGAUGCCAGAGCUACUGCUACAAAGUAUGCCAUUGGAGGAUUUGACUAAGAGGGAAGAGCUCCAACGUGUAAAAUCUGUGGAUUUAAAUCUAGGCCCAUCUCAGCCAAGUGUCAAAUCUUCUGGACUGACCUCAGGGCCACAGUUGCCAAGUGUCAGAUUUUCAAAGAUAUUUCCAGGACCACUUCUUCAAGGCGAAAAACCUGUAGAAUUAAUCUCACAACCCCCACAUUAUGGUGUGAAAUCUGAUGAAUUGACCUCAGAUUCCCCAGUUCAGGACAUCAAAUUGUCAGAUUUUAUCCCAGAGCCAACACAUCAAAGUGUCAAAUUUGUACAGCUGACUCCAGAAUCACAACCUCAAGAUGUGAAAUUUGUGGAACUAAGCCCAGGACUAUUCUUGCAAGAUGUCAAAUUUUCUGAUUUGAUCCCAGAGCCAAAGCAUCAAGGUUUCAAACAUAUGCAGUUGACACCAGGAGCUCAGCUCGAAGAUAUAAAGUCUCUAGAUUUUGUACCAGAGUCAUCUUUGCAGUCAAACCAAGGGACACAUAUUGAAGAUAUGAAAUCUGUUCUGUCUACUGAAGGAUCACAGUUUCACAGCAUGAAAUCUGCGAAAUCGACCUCAGAACUACCAUUUCAAAGUGUAAAAUCUGAGGAAGUAAACCUGGGGCCAUGGCAGCAAGAUAUCAAAUUUUCUGAAUUGACUUCAAGGCCAAAGCUGCAAGGUGUCAAUUCUGCGGAUCAAACUCCAGGAUCAAUGUUUCAUAGUGUGAAUUUUGUAGAGGUGGUUCCAAAGUUAGGGCUGCAAGAUUCCAAAUUAGGAAAGAUAUUUCCAGGAACUCAAAGUAUGAAACAGGUAGGGCUUAACCCAGAGCUGCAGCUACAAGAUGUCAAAUGUUUUGAUUUAGUACCAGGAACUCAACCUCAAGGUGUGAAAUCUUUAGAGUUAAACUCAGGGCCACAGCUACAAUGUGUAAAAGUUUUAGAGAUGACCCCAGGGCCAAAGAUGCAAGGGGUACCACCUGUGACAAUGGCUCCAGGGCCAGAGGGGGAACGGGUUAAGCCUGAGUUGUUAGUACCAGAGCCACUGUUUCAAGGUGUAAAAUAUGUAGCAGGCAACCAAGAACCAAGCCUUGAAGCUGAAGUUUCCUAUAAAUUAGUCUCAGAGCCACAAAUGCCAGAUGCAGAAUCCAUGGAGUUGACUCCUGGGCCACAGUUGCCCAGUGUAAAUCAUUCUGAGUUGACCAGACAACCACAGUUACAAGGUAUUAAAUCUUUUGAAUUGAUACAAAGACCACAGUUACAAAACGUAAAUCCUGUGGAGUGGAGCCCAAUCUUGAAACUUAAAGGUUUCAGAUCUGAAAAGCUAACCUCAGAGCCACAGCUAGAAGAUAUGACAUCUGCGGAAUUAAUCCCAGGGCCACAUUUGGGAGAUGUGAAAACUAUGCAGUUAACACCAGAGCCAGAAUUGGAAGAUGUCAAAUCUAUGACGUUAACCCCAGAGCCACAGGCAGGAGGUGUAAACCUUGAGGAGGUAAGCCCGGGCUCAAAGCUUCAAUCUGAGUUGCUGACUUCAGGAUCACAGUUGGAAGAUAUGAAAUCUGUGACCUUAACUCCAGGACCAUGCCUGGAAAGCAUGAAAUCUAUGGAGAUAACUCUAAGUCCACAGCUGGAAGGUGGGAAAUCUGUGGCGAUAACCUUAGGGUCACAGACAGAAGAUGUCAAAUCUGUGGAAUUCACCCCUGAUUCCGAGCUUCAAGGUGUAAAAUCUGUGGAGUUGACUCCAUGUUCAAGAAUUCAAGAUUUAAAAACUGAGGAGUUGGUCCUAGGUACACAGCUGCAAGAUAUGAAAGCUGCUAAAUUAAAACUUGGGCUAAAGAUGCAAGGUAAGAAGUCUAUGGCUUUUGCACCAGGGCCAUUGCUUCAAGGGGUUAAAUCUAUGGAGACGCUUCAAAGGCCUCAGCUACAAAGUGUGAAACCUGAAGAACUGACCUCAGUCCCACAAAUGCAAGAUAUGAAAUUUGUGGAGAUUACUCCAUGUUUCAAGCUUCGAAGUUUAAAAUCUAUAAGGGAGACUCAAGAUCCACAUCUGCAAUGUGUAAAACCUGUAAAGUUGACCCCAUGGCAAAAGAGGCAGGCAGUAAAAUUUGUGAAUAUAACCAGAGGAGAAGAGUUUGAAGAAGUAAAAUCUGUGGAUUUAGCCCUAAAGCAACAGUUUCAAGGGAUGGCACCUGUGGAUUUAACCCUUGAGCCUGAACAGGAUGGUCAGAUAUCUGUAAACUCACAAGAGCAGCAAUGUGUGAAUUUUGAGCAAGUAAAGAAAGGGUCUGAGUCAGAAGGUGUAAUGUCUUUGGAGUUAAUUCCAGAGCCAAAAUCUGAAGGUAUAAAAUCGGUAGACCUCAAGUCUGACCUACAGUCGAAAGGUAUAAAAUCAUCUGAAUUGACUCCAGAAUCAAAUAUGCAAGAUGUAAAAGCUAAAGAGUUCAAACAUGAACCACAGUUGCAAAGUAUGAAAUCUCCCAAGUUGACCCCAGGACCACAGUUGCACCAAGUGAAACCCUUGGGCUCGACUGUAGAGCCACAGAUUCAAAGUGUGAAAAUUGUGGAGUUAAACAAAGAGCUAGAGCUUGGAAGAAUGAAAUCUGUUCAGUGGAUAACAAGACCUGAGUUCCAAGGUCUAAAAUCUGUAGGGUUAAAUCUUGGGUCACAAUCUCGAAGUGUCAAACCUGCAAAAUUGAAACUUUCCAUACAGUUGGGAGAUAUGAUAGCAUCUAAAUUGGUUCUAGAGCCAAAACUUCAAGGUGCAAAACCUAUGGAGUUUAACCGUGGGCCACAGUUGCAGUGUGUAAAAACCUCUGAGUUGUCUUCAGGACCACAGCUGCAAAAAGGGAAAAUGCCAGCAUCCACCUCAGAGCCACAACUUCAAGGUGUGAAAACUGUGGAGUUAAACCAAGACUCACAGCUUACAAGUGUGAAAUCUGUGCAGUGGAUACCAGGACCUGAGUUCCAAGGUGUAAAAACUAUAGGGUUAAAUCUUGGUUCACAAUCUCAAGGUGUCAAACCUGGAGAAUCGAAAUCUUCCAUAGAGUCAGGAGGUGUAAAGUCAUCUCAACUGACUCUAGGGCCAAAACUUCAAAGUGUAACAUCUAUGGAGUUUAACCUUGGGUCACAGUUGCACUUUGUGAAAGCUCCUGAGUUGUCCCAAGGACCACAGCUGCAAAAAGGGAAAAUUCCAGCAUCGACCUCAGAGCCAUAUUUUCAGGGUGUGAAAACUGUAGAGCUAAACCAAGACUCACAGCUUGGAAGUGCGAAAUCUGUGCAGUGGAUAUCAGGACCUGAGUUCCAAGGUGUAAAAACUGUAGGGUUGAGUCCUGGUUCACAAUCUCGAGGUGUCAAGCCUGCAGAGUUGAAAUCCUCCACAGAGUCGGGAGGUGUAAAAUCAUCUGAAUUGACUCUAGGGCCAAAACUUCAAGGUGCAAAACCUGUGGAGUUUAACUUUGGGCCACAGUUGCAAUGUGUGAAAACUCCUAAGAUGUCCCGAGGACCACAGUUGCAGAAAGGGAAAAUUCUGGCGUCAACCUCAGAGCCACAGCUUCAAGGUGUAAAAGACGUGGAGUCAAACAAAGACUCACAGCUUGGAAGUGUGAACUCUGUGCAGUGGAUACCAGGACCUGAGUUCCAAGGUGUGAAAUCUGUGCUAAAAUGUGGUUCACAAUCUCGAGUUGUCACAACUGUAGAAUUGAAACCUUCAGUACAAUUAAGAAAUGUGAAGUCAUCUGAGUUGACUCCAAGGCCAAAGCUCCAAAGUAUACAACCUUUGACAUCACUCCAGGAACAUCAGUUGCCAGGGCUCAAACCUAUUGCUUUGAAAUCUGGGCUACAGUUGAGAAGUGUGAAAUCAUGUGGCCCAAUUUCAACAUCAAAGCUCUGUGAUAUAAAAUCUAUGGCAUUCAAACCUGGGCUUCAUUCACAAGAUGUGAAAUCUUCUGAGUUGACCCCAAGACCACAGCUGCACAAAGUGAAACCCUUGGAGGCAUGCCCAGGAACACAGCUGCAAGAUGUGAAGUCUCCAGCGUUUACACAAGCACCACAGUUUUCAGGGGUGAAAUCUGGAGUAUUAAGCCAAGAGCUACCACUACAAAGUGAUAAAACUGUAGCGCUGAACUCCUUACUACACUUGAAAAGCAUGAAAUCAUCUGAAUUGGCUCAUCAGACAGAACUUCCAGGUAUGAAAUCUGAGGAGUUCAACUCUGGGCCACAAUGGCAAUGUGUCAAAUCUUCUAAGUUGAACCCUAAGACAAAGUCCCAAGACAUGAAGUUUAGAGAGUUAAAUCCCAGUUCACAAUUGAAAGAUAUCCCAUAUUCUGAUUUGACCACAAGGACCAAGAUUCAAGGUGUCAAAUCUACAGACUUCAAACCUGGGCCACAGUUGCAAGGAGUGAAAUCUUCUGAGUCGAUACUGAAGACAAAGCUUCAAGAAGUGAAAUUAAUGGAAUGCAACUCAGGCCCACGGUUGCAAGAUUUGAAAUCUUCUAGGUUGAUCAUGGGUAUAAAGCGUCAAGACAUUAAAUUUAUGGAUUUCAGUUCUGGACCACACUUACAGAGUGUGAAAUCUUCUGAAGUGAUUCCAGGGGGAAAGCUUCAGGGUGUGAAAUCGGUAGAAUUCAAACCUAGUCCAAAGUUACAAAGUGAGAAAUCUGAUUUGACCCUGGGGAGGAAGUUUCCAGGUGUGAAAUCUGUAGAGCUGGAAUCAGGCCCACAGUUACAAGAUAUAAAAUCUUCUGAUCUGAUCAUGGGUAUAAAGCUUCAAGAUGUAAAAUUUAUGAAGUUCAGUUCUGGACAACACUUUCAAGGUAUAAAAUCUUCUGAGGUAACCUCAGGGACAAGGCUUCAAAGUAUGAAAUCAAUGGAUUUCAAUUCUGGACAACAGACACAAAGUGAAAAAUCUUCUGAGUUGAUUCAGGGAACAAACCAUCAAGAUGUUAAAUCUGUAGAAUUCCACCAUGGUCUAAAGUUACAAGGUGUGACAUCUUCUGAGUUAACACCAGAGACAAAGCUUCAAGGUGGGGAAUCUGUGGAGUUCAACUCGGGCCCACAGUGGCAAGAUACAAAAUAUUCUAACUCAAUAAUGGGGACAGAGCUUCAAGAUGUAAAAUCUAUGGAGUUCAGUUCUGGAUCACACUUGCAAGGUAUGAAAUCUUCUGAAGUGAUCCCAGCGACAAAGCUUCAAAAAGUGAAAUCUGUGCUCAUGCCUAGGCCAAUGCGGCAAGAUGUGAAAUCUUCUGAAUUGACUGUAGGUACAAAGGUACAGGAUAGGACAUCUUUGGAGUUAAGCUCAACUUCACAGUUACAAGAUAGAAAAUUAUCUAUGUUGACACCAGGGAUACACCUUCAAGGUGUGAAAUCUGUAGAAUAUAAUCCUGGGGCAAAGUUGGAAGAUAUGAAAUCUGGGUUGAUAAAGCUUCAGAUGGUGAACUCUACAGAAGGCAACCAUGACCCAGAAUUGCAGGUUGCAAAACUCUCUAAGUUGGCCUUGGAAUCAAAGAUUCAUAGUGUGGCACCUUCUGAGUUCAAUGCUGAAAAGCAGCAGCAAGAUGAGAAAUCUCAUAAAUUGAAUCCAUGGCCAGACCCUCAAAGUGUAAAAUUUAUGUUGUUCAAUCCUGAGCCACAUCUGCAACAUAGAAAAUCUUCAGAAUUAUGCACAGGGACAAAGCUUCAAGAUGUAAAAUCUAUGAAAUUCAAUCUUCAGCAACAGUUGCAAGGUGUGAAAUCUUCUGAGUUGUGCCUAGGAACAAGGCUUCAAGGUACACAAUCUUUAGAUUUCAACCCUGGACCACAGUUGCAAGGAACACAAUCUGCCAAGUUGAAUCCUGGGCCUGAGCUUCAAGGUAUAAAAUCUAAGGUGUUCUGCCUUGGGCCACAUUUGCAAGAUGUGAAUUCUUCUGUAUCCAUUCCAGAGCCACCACAUCAGUGUGUAAAUUCUACUGGGAGCAACCGUGGACUACCUUUGCAAGGUGUAAAUUCUGCAUCCAUUCCAGCACCUAAACUUCAGUGUAUAAGUUCUAAUGCGUGCAUCCCUGGGCCACAUUUGCAAGGUGUGAAUUCUUCUGCAUCUAUUCCAGAGCCACCACUUCAGUGUGUAAAUUCUAUUGAGUAUAAUUCUGGGCCACAUCCACAAAGUGUGAAUUAUUCUGCAUCCAUUCUAGGCCCCAAACUUCAGUGUGUAAAUUCUAGUGGGUGCAACCCUGGGUCAAAUUUGCGAGUCAUGAAUUCUGCAUCCAUUCCAGAGCCACCACUUCCGUGUGUAAAUCCUACUGGGUGCAGCCCAGGGCCACAUUUGCAAGGUGUGAAUUCUGCAUUCAUUCCACAGCCAAAAGCUCACUGUGUAAAUUCUAUUGGGUGCAACCCAGGGCCGUAUUUACAAGGUAUGAAAUCGCCUGAAUUAACUCCAGUUUCAAAACUUCAAGGUAUGAAGUGUUCUGAAUUGAACCCAGGGACAGAAAUUCAAAGUGAGACACCUAUGAUGUUCAACCCUAUACCACAUUUGCAAGGUUUAAAAUCUGAAUUGACUCCAGGGUCAAAGCUUCUACGUGCAGUACCUAUGGAAUGCAACCCUGGGCCACAGGUGCAGUAUGUGAAUUCUUCUGAGUUGAAUCCAGGGCUAAAAUUGCAAUGUAUAGAUUCUAUGGAGUGCAAACUUGCGCCACACUUGCAAGGUGUAGAAUCAGGGACAAAAUUUCAAGUUAUGAAAUUUUCUGAGUUGCAUCCAGGGCCAGAGCUUCAAGGUAUAAAAUCUGUUGUGUUCAACUCUGUGCAACAUUUACAAGAUGUAAAAUGUGAACUGACUCCAGGGACAAAAUUUCAAGAUAUAACACCAAAGGAGUUCAACUCUGGCCCGCAGCUGCAAGGUAUGAAUUCUGAGAAGUUCCAUUCACACCUCAGGCAGCAUAAUGUGAGAUCUGUGGUAUUUGUACCAGAGCCAUGUUCUCAAGAUGUGAAAUCUGUGAAGUCAACUCUAUGGCCACAACCUCAAAGUGUAAAUUCUUCAGGGUUGACAUCAUGCUUUGGGUCACAAUGCGUUAAAUCUGUGGCCUUUGCAUCGAAGCCAUGCUUUCAAGAUGUAAAACCUAUGGAGCUGACACCAGGGGCCCAACAGCAAGGUAUACAUUAUCAAGAGUUGACUUCAGGAUGGCAAGAUGUGAAAUCAAUGAUGUUGGCACCAGAGCCAACUAGGAAGUUCCCAUCAGGAUCACUGUUGACUAGUGUCAGAUUUUCAAAUUUGUCUCCAGAAUCACAGCAACAGGAUGUGAAAUCUUUGGAGUUUACUCUAGAGCCAAAGUUGCAAAGCGUAAAACAUGUGAAAUUAUCUUCAGUGUCUCUGCAGCAAACUAUAAAAUCUGUGGAAUUAGCACCAGGGUCACUGCUUCAAAGAGUGAAAUAUGGGGAGCAAACUCCAAGAACAAAUUAUCAAAUCAUGGAAUCCUCUGAACUAAUCCCUAGACCAGGGCAUCAGUUUGCAAAAUACGCAGAGAUGAUCCCACAGCCAAAGUAUCAAGUCCCUAAAUCUGCAAAUUUGAUUUCAAUACCAAUUUAUCACGCCACAGAAUCUUCAGAAAUGGCACAAGGAUUGGCAUAUAAAGGCAUAGAUACUGUAGAGAAAUCUGUGGGGUUGACCCCAAAGCUAACAGGUAGAGCUAAGGAAUCCUUAGGGAUGCUGCUGCAGCCAGAUCUUCAGGUACCAAAAUUUGUUGAUCUGACUCCAAUGGUAAGGGAUCAAGGCUCAAAAUUCUUAGGAUUAACUCCAGAGAAAAGCUACCAAAUCCUAGAAACUAUGGAAUUGCUCUCUCAGCCACGGCCCCGAGUUAAGGAUGUGGGGCAGUUAUAUAUGAAGCCACUGCAGCAAACUGUGGAAUAUGAAGGGAUUACUCCGGAACUCAAGCAUUACUUUACAGAAGCUAUGGGGUUGACCGCUGAGGCAAGGAUACAAGCAAAUGAAUUCUUAGGAAUGACCCCAAAGCCAACAAGUCAAGCCACUGGAUUUGCAGAGAGAUCCCCAAGGCUCUGUCCUCAAAACUUAGAAUGUGUGGAGGUGAUCUCUGAGAAAAGACUGCAAGGGGAAGAAUCUGUGGUACUGAUUCCAAAGUCAUUACAUCACAUCCCAGAUUCUGCUUCAGGGAUGACACCUGGGUUAGGACAUCGAGUUCCUGAAUCUGUGGAGUUGACUUCUAAGUCAGGAGUGCAGGUAGAGAAAACUUUGCAAUUAACCCCCAAACCACAGCAUCAUGUGGGAUCUCCAGAGAUAAUAUCAGGGUUAGGACAUCAAGUCCCAGAAUCUGUAAAUCUGAUCUGCAAGCAAUGGCUACAAAGGGAGGAAUCUUUAGAGGUGCCCCUGAAGCAAACAAGUCAAGUUAUAGGACAUGAAGAAUCUGUAGAGCUCACCUCUGAGGCAUGGCAGCACAGGGAGGUAUCAAUGGGGCUAACAAAGUCAAAGAAUCAAAGUAUGAAAUCUCCAGGGACAACCCCAGGACCACUGGGUCGAAUUGUAGAAUUUAUGAGGAUUAGUCCAGAGCCACUAGAUCAAGUCACAGAAUCUGCAAGGACACAGCUUCAAGUUGCUCAAUCUGAAGAGGUAAUCCUCGUAGAUGUCCCAAAAGUUGUUCAAUCUGUGAAAGUGACCCCUGGACCACCAUUUCAAAUUGUAAAGUCUGUGACAAUACCAAGGCCAACCCCUCAAAUGGUAGAAUAUAUUGAGUUGACUCCAAAACUGCAACAUGUGAGACCUUCAGAGCACCACGCAGGGCCAUGUUUGCAAGAUGUGAUAUCUACAAAAUUAAUCACAAAGCCAAAACACCAGAUUUUGGAAACAGUGGAGUUGACAGGGUUUCAAAUUGUAAAAACUAUGUUAAUCCCAGGGCCAUCCCUUCAAAUCGUAAAAUCUGAGGAGUUAGCACCAGGACCAAUUCCUCAGGUUGUAGAACCAAUAGGAGUAGCCCUAGAAUCAGGAAUUGAAGCAAUAAAUUGUGUGGAUUUACUUCCAAGGCCACAUCUUCAAGAACUGAUAGUACCUGCAGAAUUAACUCCAAGGCCAUGUAUUCAAGUGAAAUCUGAAGAAUUAACCUCACCGCAAACAUCUCCAUUUGAGGAACAUACAAUAUUGACUCAUAAACAAGGGCUUCAGGCUGUGAAAUCUACAGUGAUAAAAACAGAGUCUCCUAAAGUUAUGGAAACUGAGGAUUUGAAUCUAGGACACGUGUGUCAGAAUAGGGACUGUCAGAAGUUAACAUCAGAAGAGUUACAAGUAGGGACUGACUUCUCUAGGUUCCUACAAAGCUCUUCAACCACACUCAUUUCAAGCUCUGUCAGAACAGCAUCUGAAUCAGGAGGACUUUGGGAUUCUGGGAUACAGGAAGUAUCCAGAGCUUUGGAUAUAAAAAACCCGGGGACAGAUAUUUUGCAGCCUGAAGAGACCUAUAUAGACCCUACUAUGAUACAAUCUUUAACUUUUCCUUUGGCCCUUCAUAAUCAAAGCUCUGAUAAGACAGCUAACAUUGUGGAAAACCCAUGUCCUGAGAUUCUAGGAGUGGAUGUAAUAUCUAAAGAGACAACUAAGAGGAAGCAAAUGGAGGAGCUAGAGAACUCACUUCAGAGACAUCUACCACAAAGCUGGAGAUCACGAUCUAGGACAUUCCAGGCAGAAUCAGGGGUUCAAAAAGGUCUCAUCAAGUUUUUCCCGGGCAGACAACACAAUGUCUGGGAGAGUCAUGCCUGGAGGCAGCGACUACCAAGAAAAUAUCUCUCCACUAUGCUAAUGCUGGGGAAUAUUUUAGGGACCACUAUGGAAAGGAAGCUUUGUUCUCAAACAUCUUUAGCAGAAAGAGCCACUGCAGAUACCUGUCAAUCUAUUCAGAAUUUAUUUGGGAUUCCAGCUGAACUGAUGGAACCUUCCCAGAGCCUGCCAGAGAAGGGUCCAGUUACUAUUUCUCAGCCUUCUGUGGUCAAAAACUAUAUUCAGAGACAUACUUUUUAUCAUGGUCAUAAGAAAAGAAUGGCCUUAAGGAUAUGGACACGUGGCUCCACAUCUUCCAUAAUACAGCAAUACUCUGGGACUAGAGUGAGAAUAAAGAAGACAAACUCAAGGUUCAGUGGUAUAUCCCAAGAAGUCAUUCAACAUAUGCCUGUCUCAUGUGCAGGGGGCCAGCUUCCUGUCCUGGUAAAGUCAGAGUCUUCCCUCAGCAUAUUUUACGAUAGAGAAGAUCUUGUUCCAAUGGAAGAAAGUGAGGACUCACAGAGUGAUUCUCAGACAAGGAUUUCUGAGUCCCAACACUCCCUCAAGCCAAAUUAUCUUUCCCAGGCUAAGACUGACUUCUCAGAACAGUUCCAGUUGCUACAAGAUCUGCAGCUAAAAAUAGCAGCAAAACUCUUAAGGAGUCAAAUACCCCCCGAUGUGCCUCCACCUCUAGCUUCAGGUCUAGUCCUAAAAUACCCUAUCUGCCUACAGUGUGGCCGAUGUUCAGGACUUAAUUGCCAUCAUAAAUUACAGACCACUUCAGGGCCUUAUCUUCUUAUCUAUCCACAGCUCCACCUUGUACGCACUCCUGAAGGCCAUGGUGAGAUUCGGUUGCAUCUUGGCUUUAGGCUGAGAACUGGGAAAAGACCCCAAAUCUCAAAGUAUCGUGAAAGAGAUAGACCCGUCAUACGGAGAAGCCCUAUAUCACCAUCACAAAGGAAAGCUAAAAUCUAUACUCAAGCUUCCAAGAGUCCUACUUCCACAACAGAUUUGCAGUCUGGGCCUUCCCAGUCCCCUGCUCCUGUACAAGCCUACAUCAGGCGAGGACAACGCAGCAGCCCUGACCUAGUAGAAAAGACAAAAACUAGAGCACCUGGGCACUAUGAAUUCACUCAAGUUCACAACCUACCAGAGAGUGACUCUGAAAGCACUCAGAAUGAAAAACGGGCUAAAGUGAGAACCAAAAAGACCUCUGAUUCAAAAUAUCCAAUGAAGAGAAUCACCAAGGGACUUAGAAAACAGAGAAAGUUCUACACAAACAGUAGAACCACAAUAGAGAGUCCCUCUAGGGCAUUAGCAGCCCAUUUAAGAAGGAAGAGGAUUGGAGCAACUCAGACAAGUACUGCCUCUUUAAAAAGACAACCUAAGAAACCUUCCCAACCCAAGUUCAUGCAACUGCUUUUUCAGAGCCUAAAGCGGGCAUUCCAAACAGCACACAGAGUUAUAGCUUCUGUUGGGCGGAAGCCUGUGGACGGGACAAGGCCAGACAAUUUGUGGGCAAGCAAAAACUAUUAUCCAAAACAAAAUGCCAGGGACUAUUGCUUACCAAGCAGUAUCAAAAGAGACAAGAGGUCAGCUGACAAGCUAAUGCCAGCAGGCUCAACCAUUAAGCAGGAGGACAUAUUGUGGGGAGGAACGGGCCAGUGCAGAUCAGCUCAACAGCCAAGAAGAGCUUACUCUUUCCAACCCAGACCUCUUCGACUGCCCAAGCCCACAGAUUCCCAAAGUGGUAUUGCUUUCCAAACUGCCUCAGUGGGGCAGCCUCUGGGAACUGUUCAAAAGGACAGUAGUAGCAGAUCAAAGAAAAACUUCUAUAGAAAUGAAACCUCCAGCCAGGAGUCUAAGAACUUGUCCACACCAGGAACCAGAGUUCAGGCCAGAGGAAGAAUCCUACCUGGUUCCCCUGUGAAGAGAACCUGGCACCGACAUCUUAAAGACAAACUCACACACAAGGAGCAUAACCACCCCAGCUUCUAUAGGGAGAGAACCCCACGCAGUCCUUCUGAGAGAACCUGUCAUAACCCCUCUUGGAGAAACCAUCGCAGUCCCUCUGAGAGAAGCCAACGCAGUUCCCUGGAGAGAAGACAUCACAGUCCCUCUCAGAGGAGCCACCGCAGUCCCUCUAGGAAAAACCAUUCCAGUCCCUCUGAGAGAAGCUGGCGCAGUCCGUCUCAGAGAAAUCACUGCAGUCCCCCCGAGAGGAGCUGUCACAGUCUCUCUGAAAGGGGCCUUCACAGUCCCUCUCAGAGGAGCCAUCGCGGUCCCUCUCAGAGAAGACAUCACAGUCCCUCAGAGAGAAGCCAUCGCAGUUCCUCAGAGAGAAGCCAUCGCAGUCCCUCUCAGAGGAGCCAUCGCAGUCCCUCUCAGAGGAGCCAUCGCGGUCCCUCUGAGAGAAGACAUCACAGUCCCUCUAAGAGAAACCAUCGCAGUCCCGCUUGGAGGAGCCAUCGCAGUCCCUCAGAGAGAAGCCAUCACAGUCCCUCUGAGAGAAGACAUCACAGUCCCUCUGAGAGAAGCCAUCGCAGUCCCUCUGAGAGAAGACAUCACAAUCCCUCUGAGAGAAGACAUCAGAGUCCCUCUGAGAGAAGACAUCAGAGUUCCUCAGAGAGAAGCCAUCGCAGUCCCUCUGAGAGAAGACAUCACAGUCCCUCUGAGAGAAGACAUCACAGUCCCUCUGAGAGAAGACAUCAGAGUCCCUCAGAGAGAAGCCAUCGCAGUCCCUCUGAGAGAAGCCAUCGCAGUCCCUCUGAGAGAAGCCAUCGCAGUCCCUCUGAGAGAAGACAUCACAGUCCCUUGGAGAGGAGCCGUCACAGUCUCUUGGAGAGGAGCCAUCGCAGUCCCUCUGAGAGGAGAUCUCACAGGUCCUUUGAGAGGAGCCACCGUAGGAUUUCUGAGAGAAGUCACAGUCCCUCAGAGAAGAGCCACCUCAGUCCCUUGGAAAGAAGCCGUUGCAGUCCCUCUGAGAGGAGAGGACACAGUUCCUCUGGGAAAACCUGUCACAGUCCCUCUGAGAGGAGCCAUCGCAGUCCCUCCGGGAUGAGGCAAGGGAGGACCUCUGAGAGGAGCCAUCGAAGUUCCUGUGAGAGAACCCGUCACAGUCCCUCUGAGAUGAGGCCAGGGAGGCCCUCUGGGAGGAACCAUUGCAGUCCCUCUGAGAGGAGCCAACGCAGUCCCCUUAAGGAGGGACUCAAGUACAGUUUCCCUGGAGAGAGGCCCAGCCAUAGUUUGUCUAGAGAUUUCAAGAAUCAAAUAACUCUCCUCGGGACCACACAUAAAAAUCCCAAAGCAGGGCAAGUAUGGAGGCCUGAAGCUACUCGAUGAGGUGAGGUCCGCCCCUAUUAUUCAUUGUCCUAAGUCUUCAUCGUGCUGCCCUUUCCAGGCUUCUUUCCUGCUCAGCCACUGCCUCCAAUUCCUGC
This is a messenger RNA of Gorilla gorilla gorilla (western lowland gorilla), 16618 nucleotides long. It is a transcript of the gene SPATA31H1, whose product is annotated as SPATA31 subfamily H member 1. The transcript has 5 exons. Bases 78 to 16523 code for a protein of 5481 amino acids. The record is from RefSeq and is a predicted model, not a curated record. Lineage: Eukaryota; Metazoa; Chordata; Mammalia; Primates; Hominidae.